Messenger RNA from Caenorhabditis bovis, 2409 nucleotides. The record is from the annotation of a GenBank genome assembly. NCBI's taxonomy places the organism in Eukaryota, Metazoa, Nematoda, Chromadorea, Rhabditida, Rhabditidae.
AUGCCGGUCAACCCCGGCGGCGAGAUUUCCGAGGGGGAAAAGGAGCGGUUGUUGAAAGAAAGAGAAGAGAUUAUGAGGAAGUUGCAGGAAUUGAAUGACGACGAUGACGACGAUAGCGAUUGUAGUUUUGAUAAUGUAGAAGAAGAAUUAGACGAAUUAACUACUCCAAAAAAUGAAGUUAAUGGUAGGAAAAAUGUCGAGAAAAAGGAAGAGGAGAAGCCGACAAUAAAUGAAGUUGAGAAAAGAGAACUGCGAUUUGAAGAGUUUGAUGACCAACAAUCGUCCAUUGAUUCUACCGACUUGCCAGCGACAAAAAAUACGGAACGAGACGAGUUUGAUGACGAGUUGUUGCAAGAAUACGAUGAAUUGAAAUGCCCAUAUUCGGGCGGAGCGGAGGAAGGCGACGAGGAAGAAGAAGGACAACAAGUGCAGAAAAUCGUGUUGGAGAAGUAUGAUGAUGAUAGGUACAAGCCGCUACCCGAAGGCUGGACGAUGUUCACGCAUAACAGCGGAAUGCCGUUGUAUUUGCAUCGCAACUCGCGGGUUGUCACACUUGCAAGACCGUAUAAGGUGACGACGGAUAUGACGAUUCGGAAUCAUCGGAUACCGCUGUCGGCGAUUCCUUGCAUGAAUCGCAAAGAGAGCAUCAAGAAGGAAGAAGAGAAGAAUCGCAAAAUCAAGGAGCGUUUGGAGACGGCCGCGGCGCCACAAUCGUCAGCGUCGGCAGCGAAACUCGCGGCGGAGAUUCUGCUCAACGUGAACACGAAAAUUGUCGAGGUUGACGAGGAGCCGACUAUAAGUCCAGAAGAGUUCAAUCAAUACUGUUCAUCGAUAUUCAAAUUCAAGGAGAUUAUGGUGGCCAAAUUUAAAAAGGAAAUGGACAAAGGGGCAAUGAGACGAGAGAAAAUGUUGGAUAAUGUGCUUCAACGCGCAGGCUUCACUGAAAAAUACGAAGAAGUCAAAUCGCGAAUGAAAGCUGGCGAUAUGCUGAUGACGGCGCCUUCUGGAGCAACUUUGAUUGAUGUAACUCCUUUGGAUAAUCGAAGACAACGAGGGAAAAAACCAUUUUUGCUGAAUCCAAUGGGUCGAACCACAGUAAUGAUUCUGAACGAAUUUAUGCAACGAUUGGUUAAGGGAAAGAUUGAAUAUAUUUGUGAGGAUAAUCGAAAUGUGACUUGUCCUUAUAAAGCCACUGCAUAUCUUUCGCUUAAAGCCGCAGAUCUAAUCGCGAUUGGCGGAAGUGCGAGAGAAAAACUGGCGCUUCUCAAUCAGCAAGCCGAAAUAUCGGGAACAUCUCUAAUGAAUAAUGAUAUGAAAAAAUUUCCAAUUGGUCGCGGUAUUGGUCAUAGUAAAAAAGUGGCUCGACUAUCGGCAGCAAAAGAUGCCCUAUCUGUUCUCGUUCCGCCGCUCUACGUAAACGACGAAUUCGUCUGUGAAGGUGUUCGCGAGAAGGUCGAUCCGAGUCUCGGAUGCGGCGAAGUCAUUCGCGGUUUCAACGAAGAGGCGAUGAAGGUUCUCGAUGUUCUCAAAAUCGACUCGCCUAAAAUCUUUUCGAUUUGCCAACAAUUUGGAGUGAUUAAGCCGUAUGCGUUGCUUCGGGAAGCUGUAACGAGAUCUAUUCGCUGGAACGGCACCGAAUUGAUCGUGAAAAAAGAGCUCGUCGGCGCUGGAACUCAAAAAUCGCGAGUGUCGUUAAUUCUAGGCGAUCUCGAGCAAACCGCCGAAGAGCAUGGUGUGAAGGUGGCGAUGCAGAUCGCCGCUCAACUUUUGCUCCGAAAAAUGCAUCCCGAGCUCGAAUGCUACGGUAGCUAUUUGCGAUUGUAUGCGGCGUUUGAAGAGAAAACGCAAAAGGACAAUGCGAAACGGCAUCAUGAUCAAGUGGUUCGACUUCAGAACAAAGGAAGUCUGCUGCAACCGAAUCACGCAGUUCUCAAUAAGUUGAAAGAAGAAAUGAAAAACGUAACAUUGAUUUAUCCGCCCCGCAAAUUUCUCUACGGACUCGCUGGCUCGCAAACGCCGGCGUCCGUUGUGCCGCUGAGCCCGAACUACUCUGUUCAAUACUUGAACAUUGGAACCCAAACCGAUUUGCCGUCACUUUCGCCGAUUCCACCAUUCCUUCCACCGACGUAUGGCUAUUCACCUCUACCAUCUGGACAACCGCGACCGCCGAUGCCGCCGAUGCCACCGUCUUCCUGGUUUCCGUCAUCAAAUAAAUGGCAAGGUCCUCCACGAAGGAAGCGACCGUUUGAAGAAGAAGAAGAACAUGCACCGCCAUUACCGCCGCCGGGAUUUCCUCCGGUUCCUCCCAUUGAUCCUCUUCGAGCAAUUCCACGCCCUCCCAUACUUCCUCUACCACCUUCUGACCCAAAAUGUGAUAAGGCGUCAAUUGAUAGCCGAAAUCAGUCAUAG